AAGGUAGAAGAAGAAGAAGGGGCAAAACGAAGAAGAAGAAGAAUCAGCAGCAGAAGCAGAGCGCAGCCAAUUAUUUUCCGAAUUGAAUUGCGAAAAACCCGUGUAGCGUGUCCUAUCCGGAACCAGGAGAACCCAACCGCAGUGGCGCACCUCCGGAAUGGCCACGGAGCAGCAUCACCAGCAGCGCGUCCUCAAGCAAGAUGGCUACUUGGAUCUGGGCGACUGUAAUAGCGCUCCAGCUCGGCCCUUCGAGAUGCGCAACGUCGUCUAUCAUCCGCAACUGAAUGUGCUCCUGCUCUUCGACAACGGCAGCACGGUCAAGGUCCUGGACGCCAACUCCGGAGUGAUCCUGCAGACCUAUCAGCUCAGCUCUAGUGGCGACAGCGUCGUUCAUGGUCGGUAUAUGCCCCUGCAGGACAAGAUCUUGUUCUGGGAUGGUCAUAAUCUCGGACUGCGAGGCGACUACAACGGCGUCCUGCUGCUGGACACCAUUCUGCAGGCGCCGAUUGGCCAAAACGACGACUACAUCAAGUUGGAGAUCAUUCUGUCCGAGGCGAUCAUCUUCCAGAACUGCAUCACCGAACUGGAGAGCGAGGGCCUGGAGUGCCCCUGUGACAUAAGCAACGAGCUGACUCAGAAGAUCAACCAAGCUCAGCUGAAUGCCAAGAAGGGCAUCAAGGCCCAGCGGUGGAACACCAUUUGCCUGGAGGUGCCCUAUUCCAGCCUAAAGCUGGUGUCCAACAACGUGGUCAUCCUACUGAAGCGCCUGGAGCGCCACAUUCCCGUGCUAGCCAUCGCCUCCGCCAUCAAUGAACGGCUCACCGACAUGCUGAUGGGCUCCCGUGUGCCAGACUUUGGCUGGAACUUUAGUAAUUUCCAACGAGUCCUAAUGCACUCGGAGGCAGUGCGUCGGCAGACGUUCGAGAAGUGGCCCCACAUGGACUACAAGUGGGCUCUGCCCGAUCAAAUGGCCCAGGCCGGUUUCUACCAUCAGCCAUCUUCCUCUGGCGAGGAUCGCGCCAUGUGCUUCACCUGCAACGUGUGUCUGGUCUGCUGGGAGAAGACCGAUGAGCCGUGGAGCGAGCAUGAGAGGCACUCCCCGCUGUGCCCCUUCGUCAAGGGCGAGUACACGCAGAAUGUCCCGCUGUCCAUCACCUAUGCCACCAAUCCCGCAUUGCCAGCACCCGGACUAGGUUUCGACAUCAUAUCCAACAGUGAUUAUGCCAAUGUGCUUUGCACAAGUUGCUCUCAAACGGGCGAGUUGAGCGUUUGGAGCAUUGAACGUCACCUGAAGCUGAUGCACAGCAUCCAUGUUCCCACCCUGCUCAAGGACGUUUUCGAGGAGAGCUUCGAGUGGGCGCGGGUAACGGCCAUCUGUGUUCUACCGAAUGCAAGAGCCCGCACCAAGGUGAACUACGUGUAUUCGCCGGCGAAUUAUGGCGGAGCAGGAAGCAGUAGCGGAGUGGGAUCCCAUUCGGGAUCGAAUGCAGUAUCUAGUGGAAAGUUUGGCAGUGUGAAUGCCCAGCAUAUAACCUCCACGUCCACGCUUCGGGCCGGCGUUGUGGGAUCCAAGAUCGUUCUGGGCGUCAGCGUGCGCCAGAGCAGCGGCGAGUUGGCGCUGCGCAUGGUAGUGCUUAACAUUGUCGAGGUGGACCGAAGCAGUGAGACCUCAGCGAGCGUCAGCAAUGACAGUGGCAGCGUUUCCAGCGUUGGUGGUCAGUUGAUGAAGUCCUCAUCCCCUAUGGUCAAUGUGCCCGGCGAAAACAACGUGAACGUGACCCAAACGAAUGUCGAGUCCAAAGAUGAUGAUAAUAAGGCUAUGACCCCGUACGAGAAGUUCACCGACGGCUUCGAUAGCAACGGAUUUGUGUCAGCCCUGAUGACCUACAACAAGAACAACGGAGUGAGCCAAAACACCGACGAUGCCUCUGUUUUGUACGAUUUCGAUUUGUGCACCUUGUCCCAGAUCCUGGAUCACAAUCUGGAGGAACCGCUGAGUCUGAUGGUAGGAUCAAAUACGGUGAAUGUGAGUAAUCUUGGCAUGGGCAACGAGAUCGAUAAGCUUGUCGAGGAUGCGGUGAUGACUCACCAGAACAACAAUAACAAUAACAACAACAACGAGGCCAACUCACUGGGAGGAAAUUCCUCGAAUAACAACAACAACACCAUGAUCAACGGCAGCACCAACAGCAGCAGCGACAAGAUGACGGCCACCGAGGAGAUCGACUGUGUGGUGGAGAGUUGGACCAGUGUGAAGCGCAUGAAUGCUUUGGACGGCGCCAGUAGUGGGGCUAACGGUGUGACCCACUCGGUGCAAGAGAUCAUUGAGAUUGCCGAGAUCCUGCCCACUACUCCGAAAUGCAACCAGCUGCUGGUGAAGUUGCUGCGCACAAGGGCGCCGGAGACAGAGGGCAGUAAGAUCAUCAUGGCCACCGUGGCCAAGGAGGAAGAAGAGGAGGAUGAGGAGCAGCGGGCGGAAGAGUCAAUGGACACAGAUAAUAACGCCGAGGGAAAUGUUGCAGCUCAGCUGUUGGUCUUCGACUACGACGACACUCAAAUAUCCAACGAUUAUACCCUGGCCAUGACCUUCAGCCGAGCCAAGUGUCCCAAGCAGCUCUGCAUCCUGCCGCACUUCAACUCGUCUCUGGAGCACAAGGAUGCCGGCUCCAUAUGCGUGGUGUGUGCAGAUGGCAGCGUUGAGAUUUACUCGCUCGCCGAUUUCCAAGGCACCAUGGUGAUCGAGGAGGAGGGCGAACACUUUGAGUCUGUGGUUUACUGCCGCAAUCUAGACAGACUGUGCUGUUGCUCACGCCAGGGUGGUCUGCUCUUCUAUUCGCUAAGCGAGGGCGAGAACGACUCUGGAGACGAACUGCUUGAGAUGGAGGAUGACUGCAGUACCACCUUAACACAGGCAGCGGAUGUAAGUGUUACGGAUGGCGCGCGGCAUGUGGCUGGAUCAGACCUGUUGGGCAAGACCCUGAUCGCCAGCGACUCCAUUUCCGUGGAUGUUGGCAAUGAGGCAGCAGCAGUGUCGAGCUCGUCCAGCGGCGCGCAAGGUGUCCACGUCCAGACUUCUCCAUCUGCGGCUUCCACGGCUGCCGCCAAUGCCAACUUGCUCGCUUACAAGACGGCCGACCUGACACUAGAAGACCUAAAGGUCUUCUAUGCCCUUACGCAGUUCGACGAUAAGCUGACCGUCUAUUCUGCCGAGGUGCCCAGCUGUUGGAACGAUCUUGGCCAGGUGCAGAAACAGCGGAAGCAGUCGCAGAGCAUGCGGCACGGUGGUGACGAGCGGGAUUUCACGCGCACCUGGCGUCUGCACAAUGAUGCAACCACCUGGGACGAGCACAUUAUAGAGCUCAAUUUAGCCCAGCCCGUGUCCCUGGGUCACAUCGAUCUCAAGUUCACGGUCUAUCAGCAAUGCUCAAACCCCGCAGCGAUUCAGGUCACCCUACUGAAACAGAACACCAAUGGAUUUGGCUACCGGAUGAAGGGACCUCAUUCCAGUUACAAGCCGAAUGUCAUCGAUGACAACAUUGAUCUCUCUUAUAUUGCCAAUGAAAAUCCCGUGCUUAGUGAGGAGUACUUGCUAGCCCACAAUGCGGAGGUUCUGGCCGGUCCCAUCGAGCUCUCCUCGUGCAUCGAUCUGUGUGACCAAGGGGGAACCGCCACGCUCACUUCCCCGAAACUGUUUAAGACCCGCACCAGGAAUUUUCUACUGCACAUCAAAACAGUGUCGGAUCCAUCGAAAGAUGGGCAGAAUAAGACGAGAGCUUCCUCAACGCGGCACAAGCGCUCGCAUCAAGUUGAGAAAUUAGUGGAUCGAAACAAGAUCAAUAGGAACUCUUUUAAUAUGGCCACUAUUCUCCGGGCGGUCAAGACAGCGGUUCUUAAAGUAUAUCCAGCGGCGAAAAGCGCCUGCAUUAAUAUCAUUCAAGUGAAAAAACCGAAGUAUCAGACCGGUGAACCGGUGUUCGUAGCCAAUAUCUCAAAAAAAAAGUCCCAAGGCCAGCCAGUCGCAGUUACUCCCUCUGUGGGACGCAGGCCCGAGCAAGUGCCGAGUAGGGAAGGUUGCGACUGGCUACACGAGAUUUCCAUCAGUGUGCGCGCGGUCAAGUCUCACAGUAGGAUCGCUAAUGGCCGGAUGCUGCGCAUAGCCAUGCUGGAGAGCAACGUUUUGCUGGUUCAGCUGCUGCGCAUCGCCAGUGAUCCGGCGUCCAGCCCGCUGGCCAAGAACCUGUCGCUCGACGUGCUCAACUGGAUCUGUUUCAUCAGGCUAAAUCGAUUCCGAUCGCCCAAGUCGGAGCGGCUCAAGGACCAGAUCAACAAGCAGACAGCAGCCAACAUUCAGGAUCUGCUGGCGCAGCAGUUCGAGUGCAUUUCCCUCGCGGAGAAGCAUAUCGAGCAGUUGCUGCGGAACUGCGUCAUCUACAGCGAACGGAGUACGGCCCACAAAUGUGUGAAGCUGCUCAUCAUGCUGACAGAGGGUGCAACCAAUCUGCCAGCAGAGGUGCAAGAUCACACAACGCUGGACUACAGCUUUAAAUCUGCGAUUGCCAACACAUUUCCGGAACUGCCGCGCGCGCAGUGCGGAAGUGUGGUGCGCUGGUAUAUGAUGCUCACCUGUGCCACAUCCACGGCCCAGUCGCACAACAGCAUCUCCGAGCUGGCCAUCAAUCUGUUGAAGGACAUUGCCACCGAGAUUGACAAGCGCUGGGAUCCGCACUGUGCUCUGCUAGCCACGAGAUUUGGCCUCUACGGCUAUCCCUUCGAGCCGGAAAUAUUUGACUUCGACUUCCCCAAUGUCAGCAGGCAGGGACCAGGCUCCUCUGUGGCCCUCACUAACGUGAUACGCAGCAGUUCUACUAUUCUGCCGGUGACCGGACUGGACAUCAAGCGAUUGAGCUCCAUAGAUGGCGUAGACUUUCGGACGUUCCCAUAUCUGAUCCGCGGCAAGAGCAUCAGUAACCAGCUUCGUGGAUUGUUAGAGGUGGUGCAACUCCAUUUCAACUGCGUCCAAACAUCCGAGGCCACGCGAAUCGACAACAUCGACAGUGUUGGAGGAAACUCCGCGGCCAAUGUGGUCAUCGAGGAUGUGAUGAUGAUGCCGAAGUUGGUUGUGGCCAAGGAGAAGGGCGAGGAAAUGCUCAACGAUCUGGUCAAUGAUGUGGAAUGCCUGGUGGAGGAAAUGAAGGAAAAACAGGGCAAGGUCGACUACGAUGCAUUUGGCCUGGUCAAUGGCUUCAAGGACAAAACUUCAGGGUCCUCUCUUGCGGACUCCCUGGAACACGCUCUAAAACAGGAGGUUAAAAUGGAGAAGGCUGCCAUCAUGGAUAAGCUUAAGAUGUCGAAGUUCCUGCCCAAGUUGUCGCUGUUCGAAAGCUACAUGCAGAAAAAGAUAUACGAGCACAUCUCCUUCGAUGACUUUGGCAAACUAGACAACUGGGACGGUAAUACAACGCCUCCAUUUAAUAUGGAGCCGGGGGCCCCCAUCAAGGGCCAGGAAACUACUUCCGAACCGAACCCGUCGCAGCAGACAACAUCGUCAGGUGAAAACAUUCUGGAUGACGCUGCGGAGAGCGAGAAAAUCAUGGAGAACUUGAACGCAAAUCCCUGCCAGCCAAUUGCCUGGCACAAGCUAAUCACUCCACCGCCCAAGCAGAUGAUAGUCAUAGAUCGGAUGCACUCGGGUGCCAGACGAUUUGUGGUCCUGGAUUUUGGCCAGCACAUCCUACUCACGGAUCUGGUGAUUCCCUCGUGCGAUGAGUUGACUUCCCUGAACAUUGACAUCUGGUGUUUUGACGAGGAAACGGAUUGCACGCGCUUGGUACAGGUCAACGACAUCCAGACCAAGACCCUUGUGCUCAGCGACAUUCAGCCGGCGCCAAUUUGCCGGUACUUAAAAUUAACCAUUAUUGGUCGAAUUGGCAUGUCGUCCACAAAGUGCAAGGUGCCCUUGGGACGCUUCUUUGGCCACCCGGUUGUGCUGGAGCACGACGGCUAUGGGGAUCAGCUGAUGAGGUUCAUCAAGCAGCCCGUCCAGAGCCUUCAAUCGCAAUUGAAAUCGCUUAAUGCCCUGUACGAGGAUGUGCACUGUCGUUACAGCCUGGCCAGCUGCAAACUGAUGGACCUGCUGGCUCCCAUGCGGAACAGUGAGCUGUCUAACGUGGCCCACCUCCAGGCCUUCAUCAACAAGCAGCGCGACGAGGAGCUUAGUGGCCUGGAUAACAACAAUAAAGUGGUUUCACUGUACGAUGAAUGCAUGCUUCUGCAGUAUCAGAUCAAUGUGAUCCGGAACGUGGUGCUCCGUUUGGAACGCGCUAUUUCCCCCAAUGCUUUGGGUAACACGCCUCCUCCGGGACAGCCCAUUCCGAUAACGGAGGAAAUUUUGCGAUCUGCAUCGCGGGACAAGCUGCGAGUACUCAGUUUGAGUUUGGUGGAGGUGCUGCUGCACUUCUCCAUCGAGUAUGGAAUCAAGAACAUCCUGCCCGUUCACCAGAAGUUCAACUCGGCCACGGCGAAGGCGCUCUUCAACUCCCUGGUGGUCUACGGUGACGCCCAACUGCAGUUGGCUACCUGUUCGCUGUUGGUGCGAAUGUGCUGUUUCCAGCCGUGGUGGGGAGACUUCCUCGCCGACACCUUCUGCAGCCUGUUCUCCGCACAGAACUGCAAGGCUUUCCCCCAGGAUCGCAUAUUCUUUUUGCUAACCUACCUGGGACGUCGCAGCAUUGCCAUGGGCGCCUGCCGAUCCAUUGUGAUUGACGCCGUGCUCAAGACGCUCGUCAAGCUGCUGGCACCCAUCUCCCCGCAUUACAAAUUCCAGUCGGAGCAGCCCAGCACAUCGGCAAACGCUGCUGAUCGCAGCGCAGCCAUGGGCACCACCUCUGAUCUACAGCUGAUCACCUGGCUGCUGCUGUUUCUAUCCGUCUGUCUGGACGACAACGAACGCAAGGAUAAGUCAGCUGCUCGCUGGGACUUUAUGAGCUGCGAGAGCGAUUUCACCAAGACCAGGCCCAGUAACACUCCCAACAGCAAGCAACUGCGCUGCUUUAAGAAGCGCAUCAUCCAGCAGAAUAAGUACUCGGUCCAGCCGUACACCGACUGGGGAAAGAAGAUAUACAUGAUACAGAAUGAGCAUCCUGGUAUUUUCAUGGAGCUCUCGACGAAAUCGAAGGGCAGUGGACCCAGCAAGACGGCCGCCGCCGGUAGCAAGAUCAACAUGGCUGGCCUCUGUGUGGGAAGCAGCAGCUCAAGUAGUAGUGCAUCUAAGAGCACGGUAGCCUCCACAUCCUCGCCCAAACACCAGGAUGUCGCGGGAAGUGAUGGCGACCGCGACAGCAACUUUGACAAGGGAUUAAAGACUCUUCGAAUGGCCAACAUCAAGGUGGUCAUUCGGGGGCUCUUUGCCCUGCUGCUGGAAAUGGAUUUUGAUUGCAACAUGGACCAGUUUCUGCUCACUUGCAAGGUGAUCGCAAGGUUGGUGGCGGCAUGCCGACCGUCUGUGCAGCUCUGCAAGAUUGUGACCACCUCCCAGCUGGAGCAGCUGGUUCGUCUGUCCGUGUGGAAUGAUCAGCAGCAGCCCUGGGCUGUCCACGCUAUUACUUGUUUGCUUCAAGAUCUUUUGGAUGCAGACAAGCAGUUUAGGGACAAUGAUGUCACUCCCACCAAUGAUGCACCACGAACCAUGGAAGCUUCAGUGCAGGAAACUAGAGAUUUAUUCAGCGACUAUACCUCCACUGCUUCCUCGUGCACUGAGGCACAAUUUGAGAUGCUGAUGCCGACAGCUAGAGAAUUUUAUCAAGAGGCCGUCAAAUAUAAUUAUUUGCCAUCAUUGAUUGAGUGCGAUGACACGGAAUUCGAUGAAAUGCUCAACGACAUAGAUAUGAUCGAGCGUACAAAGCCAGUGACCAAGAAGGAGAGCAACGCCCUGUGCAAGAACACCUUCAAUUUCUUCUGCAAGUCCAUCUCCAUUGCCCUGGACUCACGGUUGGACGUGGGCUUGGAACUGCAUGUGGAAACGCUGCUCAGAAGGCUCACGAACCGCACCUCCCUGGAUCUCUACUCCUCGCUGCCGCAGGUAUUGACCAAUGAGUUUGUCUCUCCGCCACCGGAGGCUGCUCCCUGGCCGGAGUACUUGACGCAACUCUGGUCAGGCACGGAGUACAAUGGUCGGAACACAUAUGUGAUGUUCAAGAAGGUCUUCGACUCCAUCCUGGCGGAUUUGCACUAUGAAGACACUUGGGUGCACCUGGAGCAGGUGCUGCAGAUGUGGCUCACGCUGAACUGCGAGCUUUCUGAUAAGCCGUACACCAGUGGCAUCACCCAUACGGAUGUUCCGAAGAUUCCCUUUGGGGCGAAUGCGGUGCAGGGACUGCUCCUGGCCCUGGCUUGGCACAAUGACAUCAAGCUGCGCACCUGGUGUCUGGGCUUCCAGUGCCUGUUCCUUGCCUGCAACUCACUGCCCAUUGGCGAGGAUGCGGACUGUACGCGUAUCAACGAGGUCAUUGUGAACGAUGAGAACUUUGAGAAGAUGCUGCUGCGGUUCUUCUCGGGCUACGGCAUGAGCUCAUCUAUCAUAACCAACCGAUGUGCUGGACCAACCAUCUGCAAGCAUUUGCAUGAGUUGCUGCUGUGGCUGCACAGCAAAAGCGAGACUAGUGGCAUUCCCUGCAAGCGCCGGCUCAAGGACAUCUUGUUGCAUGUUGUACUUCAGUUGGUGCAACCUGGUGGUGCUAUAAGCAACCAGCAGGGUCCCAUCGAUGCUCAGAAUCAACUGGUUCGGGAUCUGCUCAUGAUGCCCAACGACAAGGGAGAUCUCAACAUUGCGCUCAAGAUCACCGAAAGUGUUUCUUUCUUGGUCUACAACAACAUUUCCAAUGGCGAGAAACUGCAGUGCCAGCGUGGCAAUGAGAACAACACGGCUGGCAACAACUUUAGCAAUCUGUUUGCCAAUGUUCUGGGAUCGGAGAAUCCCACCAAGCAGAAUGCCACAAUCUGCGACAACUCGCUUAUUAUAAACCUGCUGAAACUGUCCUCGCACAUGGUUCUCACGGAGAUGCCCAGGCAACCAAGUGAGGUUACCAUACCCGAGGAGGAGGAGUUAUCCAAUCAAAGUCAAACAGACGAGACUAAAGCGGAACAGCUGAAUACGGAGGGACAUCGCAGCAAAGUGCCAUGCAUAGCAGAUUGGGUUCUGCGUCAUUUCCCCACGAUGAAGCGCCUCUUUGGAACACUCUCCCAGUGCUCCACAAGCACUUUUACCAUGAUGUCCUCUGGUUGCUUUUUCUCACUGAAAUCGAAUAUGGUUUUGGACGAUCCACAAACCAUCGCCGAUGCGGUCUUUAGUUUGAUGAUAACCCUCAGUGACAAGGCCUCCAAUCCUCGACUGGUUGUUGCACCCAUUUGCCAAUACCUGGAAGAAACCACCAUUCAAAGAAAUUCGACGCUGCCGCGUCUGCCGCUAUCGGAACCCUUCCUGUGGUACAUCUCAAAGGUCCUGGAGGUCACAGCGGCAGUUCAGACGUUCACCCAGCUGGGUGGAAUUCAGAUUAUCUGUCACAACCUAGUGCGGCUCAAUAAGACGAUCAUCAACAUGCAGCCAGGAUUGAUCUCGUUGAUUAUGCAGCACUUGACCCGCAAUACACGCUUUAAGCGGAACACUCAUGUGGCGGCAAACAGUGCGUGCAAGAAGACAACAACUGGAACGGGGACAACUGGAGCAACAACAGCACAGCCCCCGAGAAGUGGAGCUCAGUACGAUGGACUGAUCAACUUUGCACCCUUCUCGCACAUUGUCUCCGAAAACGAUGCAGCUCAAAGUGCCGAGGUUCUAAUCUCGAACCCGAAUAAUUCACAUCGAAGGCCACGAUCUCCGGCCUGGAGCUACAUGUUCUACCCAAAUGAGACGCACGUGGAUCUGACCAUCACGCUUCCCACAGCGAUUCUGUUGAAGGAGGUGCAGCUAGUGCCGCAUACAACGAGUCUGGCCUCCUGCCCCUCGGCGGUGGCAUUGGAGUUAUCCAGAGAUUAUGGAGUGGGCUCUAUCCCAGUGGGUGCACCCAUGGCCACCACCGGGCUGACCUGCAUAAGGCUGAAGCUGGCCAAGGCGGAGGUGGCUACCAGCAUUGUUCUAAGGCUGUACAAACCCAAGGAUUGUGGUAAUGUGGGUCUCGUCCAAAUCGCUGUGCUUGGCCAGACGAUCUUCGGGAAUCGCAUGCAGGGCCUUCGAUCGCCUAGUCCCUUCAUCGAUUCCCUGGCCUCGUGCUCCUCGCCUUUGCAAACGGCUGCUCUAGCUGCGAUGGACGCUGAUGCUAUGCUUGAGGACGAUGCCUUCGCCAAGACGAGCAUUGGCUGGGUGCGGAUCCUGUCACGCUGCUUCCACGUGGCCGCCCUGCAACCUGACAGCAAGCUGGCGGAUCUGAUCGCCGCCUAUCCAGCUGCUUAUCCUGGCUUCCUAGAGGCCUGCUGCUCACUGCUCAAUAUAAUGCCAAUGAUUCCAAGCCUUGCUCAGCAGCACCUGGAAACCAUUUUGCUGAAAUUGGGUGCCUAUAACCACGAGCUUAGCUUGCAGCUACUUAGGACACUUCUAUGGCACACUACUCCCCAAGUUUUUAAACUGUCCAGCGAUGCGGUGUGCGAUCUCAUCCACGAAGUGGUCACCGGUUCCACGGAGCACUUGCUUGACAAAUUGCGCGUCCUGAUCGACUGGGUGAUGCAACUGCACGACAACUACAGUCAGCAGGCGCGCUGCAAUAAUCCACAAAGCGGAUUUGUCAAAGUCAUUGCUUCUAUUCUGUGGAAAGUGCAGACACAACAGCAACUCCCCGAGUUGCCCCUGCUCAUUUCAUCCUCGCUGUUUGAGACCUGUUUUGAAUGGGUGUCGUCCCUGGAGCACGAUGAGCCUCUAAAAAGUAGCUUUGACUCCCUACUGUGUGCUUUGUGUUACAUCAAGCCGGAGCUGUUCAACCAGUUGCUGGUCAAGUUGGGAGUGAAACUAGAGCCUCCAGCUCGCGGCCAAACGGAUGACAGCAAGGUGCAAAGCGGCAGUGCCUGGUUCCGACGCGAGGGUAGCGAGAAUCUCACCGUUCUGCUGCAGCGUCCCACAUUCCUGAAGACUCUGGCUUUGGCCUGUCAGUCUCCGGCGGCAGUAUACCAAAUGUUGGACUCGGGUCUGCCUAAGCUAUUGUCCCACGCCAUAUACGAGUAUUGCAUGCACCUGUUGCCUGGAUCGGAGCAGGAAGGCGCUGCAGCCACAGUCGCUGCAGGGGAAGGGGAAGCUACGGCCAACAACCAAGCAGCUGCUGCUCCAGCGGAUGACGAGGACUCCUCCCUAACGGACUUUGACAAAGCCGAAGCCAAUGCUAGCAAUAAUACUCCGCUGCUCAGUAGCUCCAAUGUCCCCAAAGUGCUGGACUUCUUUGCCGAAUGCUGUGCCGAGGGUCCUAUGCGAGAUUGGCUGGGCACCAUGCAGGGUUCCGUGUUCUGGAAGCCACUGCUGCAGCUCCUCUGCAACACCCAUGCCGCCCAGUUCAGCAAGACGCUGCCCAUGCAGCAAUCAUUCAUCCGCUUGGAACGAGCCACCAUCAACUUCUUUACGCGGGUCAGCGCCUGCCAUCCCGGCAACCAGGAGGUGCUUACACAGCUGCUCAUCGGAGCCAUAAUUUGCAAACCACUAAGAUCCUCGCAUGGUGUUCGGCCCACCAUAUCUGGAUUCACCAGGCAGCUGGUGCUGCAGCUCCUCCUGGAGAACGAACACAUCACAGUCUCGGUGAGAAGUCAGCAGCCCCUGCAGCGGAGGGACACCCUGUCCGCCAUCCUGGGCGGGAAUUCGAGUGGUGCCAGCACCAGCUUGCCGGUGGCAGCUGUGAAUAAUCACCCGGCCAAGCGGAGCAGCGCCCACCACAUGCUGUUCACGGUGACCACCAGCACCACGUGCCAGGAGAUUAUGCAGAAUUGCGUCAGUGUGUAUAGUAACCUAGUUUAUCAACAACCAACAGAUCAACGAGCAGGCGAGGCCUCGGCCUCCAGCAGUGGCGUGUCCAGUGCGACUGCCAAGUCAAGUGAUAGCAAGUUGGAGAAGAGCAGCUUCCUGAACUUCAACAACGUUGAGGCGGGCAGCAUGGAGUUCCUCACCGUUGGAGCCGCCGUGGCAGCCAAGGACAAGCGUGUUAAGGAUGCCAAGAACCAGGCGGCCAUGAACAAAGACAAGGAGACUCAGACCAGCACUCUGAACAUGGCUUCCAGUGAGGAUACCCUAGAUAUUUUCAACGUGGAGGAGUUCCUGUUGCAAUCAGCGAACGCAGCCAAUGGCAACCAGUUGGUUAUACCGGAGUAUUCUGAUAUCGUUUUGGCGGGAGAUGCGACCAUUUCGCAGGUUUUGGCUUCACUUCAAGAUGCUGGACACUCGCUGUCGACGCCCUGCAUAUCGCUCGAUCUGGUUCCCCAGCCGCGGGCGGAUGAUGCGAGCGAGGCAAAGAAGACGAAGGCUGUCUGCACUGAGCCGUUACCAUCACCGCUGCAGCGAUUUUCGACCAGCGGUGGCCUCUCGUUACUGGCCCACUACCUGCCUACUGUCUAUCCGGAGCACUCGGGCAGGAAGACCACACUGGUGGUCAGCGAAAAGGAGAAGAGUCCGCCGCUCUCAGACUGGGUGAAAUUGGAGCCCAACGACGAGAUUUAUGAGGAUCUGGAGGACACCAUAUGCGAGCCAGCGGCCAAACAGGCAACUGUCAGCUCAGUGCCGCAGCACUCGCUAGCCGCAUUUGGAUUAUUCCUGCGGCUGCCCGCCUACUCGGAUGUCCUGCUGCGGGACAAAAUGCGGGCGCAGUGCCUGCUCCGUUUAGUGCUGGGAGUCACGGGAGACGGCGAGGGCAAUGAUAUAUACAGCUUGUCGCUAGCGCCUUCGCUUCCAACCCUGCCCUUUGAGGUGUUCCGUCAGCUCUUGGACAGUGUGCCGCUGUCGACCGACGACGGUGUGCUGCUCCGUCGCGUGGUCAUCGAAGUAGGUGCCAUGCACCUAGUGCUCAACUGCCUCGGCAUCUUCUCGCAUCAGUCGCACAACAACCGGAUUGGAGCACCGAUGAACGAGCCCUCACCAAGUGGAACCAGCAGUGGCAGUGGCACUAUUGGUGGUACUGGCAGUGGAAACGGAAGUGCCAGCGGUGUCAAGGCAAAUGCACCGGAGGAGGCCACCCCUAGUGCAACGUCAGACGAUAAGAGCCACAUGUACUGGGCCAAGGGAACGGGUUUCGGCACCGGAUCCACCACGCAGUCUUGGAAUGUGGAGCAGGCGCUGCUCCGCCAGAAGAGUGAGGAAGAGCAUGUCACAGUGUUGCUGCUGGUUCUGGCAAGUUACAUAAAUCCGGGUGACUGCAUACCGAGUGACAUGUGCGGGGAGGAUAUCCUGGCCUACCAUGAUGUCCGAGAUGUUACCGGCGAGCUACCGCCCAUCUUCCAAACCCUCCUGCAGCAGUCUUGCCUGAUCCCCGCCCUCAGCUCCUACCUGCGCAACGAUUCCGUGCUGGACAUCACGCGCCACAUUCCGCUGUAUCGUGCCAUAUUGAAGCUUCUGCGGGCCCUGUCGCUGUCCAAGAUGCUCGUCUCGUUGCUUCAGCCGGCGGCUAGUGGCAGUGGGGAGAGCACGCCUCCCAUUGUGGAGCUGCUCACGAACAUGAAGACCUGCGUGGAUACAUAUGCCAAGCGGUUAAAGGUAAACAAGAAGUCAAACAUCAAGGGUCAGACACAUCAGUUGACCUUCAACAUCGAUGACGGCGACGACGAGGGAUUAGCUCUGCUCAUUCCGGACAUCCACGAAACAAGUGUCCUGGUGCAGAAGACCACGGAUGCGGAUGCCAUGAUUAACAUGCUGCACACCAACGAGGACGGAAGUGGGCAGCUGGAGCCGCUGAGCAAAUCCAUUGAGCAGCGCUACCUGGAGCUAAUGAAAAAGCGCCAGUUCGACACAUUCGAUAUGAUUGUGGAGUCGGACAACAACAGCUUCCGGUUUGUGGUCUCGCACCACUUCGAGAAGAUGGUGCGCCUCGCCGGCGAUCGCUACCAUCCGUCACGGGUCAAGCGACUAGCCCAGGAGGCUGUGACACUGUCCACCAGCCUGCCCCUCAGUUUUAGUAGUUCUGUAUUUGUGCGCUGUGAUACGGAUAGAUUGGACAUCAUGAAGGUACUCAUCACUGGACCGGCGGACACGCCUUAUGCCAACGGGUGCUUCGAGUUCGAUGUCUUCUUUCCGCCGGACUACCCCAACCAGCCCAUGCUCAUCAAUCUGGAGACCACGGGCCGCCAUUCGGUGCGCUUCAACCCCAACCUCUAUAACGACGGCAAGGUGUGCCUGUCGGUUCUAAACACCUGGCACGGUCGGCCCGAGGAGAAGUGGAAUGCGCAGACCUCCAGCUUCCUGCAGGUGCUGGUCUCCAUCCAGUCGCUGAUCCUCGUCCCCGAGCCGUACUUUAAUGAGCCCGGCUUUGAGAGGAGUCGGGGCACUCCGAGUGGCACCAACUCGUCGCGGGAGUACAACAGCAAUAUCUAUCAGGCCUGCGUGCGCUGGGCGAUGCUGGAACAGAUACGCAGCCCAAGUCAAUGCUUUAAGGAUGUCAUACACAAGCAUUUCUGGCUGAAGCGCGAGGAGAUCUGCGCCCAGAUCGAGGGUUGGAUCGAGGAGCUGGGCAAGCCCCAGUACACGGAGAGGGCUAGUCGCACUAUUUCCUUCAACUCAAUGGUUCUGCGGCGUCACUACCGCCACCUGCGUGAGGAGUUGUCCAAGCUGAAGCCGCCUCGCGGCCUUGAGGACUUGGAUGCACCGUUCAAUCCGGUGGCCACGCUGCCUCCUAUGGAUGUGUCAGCGGCUCCUGCAGCGGCAGCCACCAAUACGGCCCAGGUGGGAACAGAGGAAGCGAUAGCGCCUGACAUGAAUCUGCUAGGCGAGACUGUGGAGGAUAGCGAAGUUGAUGGCGAAGCUGAAGGCGACGGCGAUGUGGAUGACGGCUUCAAGGGUUUCCCACAGGAGGAGGGAUUGCUGACGGGCGAAGAAGAGGUGGUAGAAAUUCUGAGUGAUACAGAGAACGAGAGCAGUGUGUGGCAAGAGAAAGAAGAGGAGGAGCUCUGAAUCCACGGCUGCUGCCCAAGGACGUUGGAGAUGGAUUCGAUGUGAUGCCCAGAAGCUGCUUGGCCCGGCCUCCCGCACUUCGCUGCCCUAGACAUUUUUUAUUUAUAUGCUAUGAUUUUUGUUUUACGCCUUUAUUUGUUUUAGUUUUUGUAAGAGAGAGACUGCAACAGAACUUGGUGUGCUUUACUUAAUGGAACCGUAAUGAUUAAUGUUAAACAAAUUACGCUAAAGACCUUCGCGCGGAAGAAGGCGUGCACACAUACAGAAUGCAUACACUCGCCCACAAAGCAUUGUCAGAAACUUUCCAUUCAAAAUCAAACAAAAAAAUGAAUAUCCCACUCCAUACAAGUAUGUAUGAUUAUUGUAUCGAACUUUUUAUAAAUGCUUAUAUAAACGGAUCUAUCAAUUUCUACAAGAAUAACCCGUGUGUGUAUAGAUUAGAACGGACAUGCAAGUCAUUGAAAAUAUCACCACUAUAAAACAGUAACAACAAGAAAAACCACCAAAACUAAAUAAAUGUGUAUUAAACUAUGUAUGUACGUAGUGAUUUAGUUAAAUAUUUACAGAAAAUUGUGAACAGUUACUUUUCCAAUUGAAAUAAAACGCGAGAUACAUUUUGUUUCCCCCAAAA
Drosophila biarmipes is the source of this 15749-nucleotide messenger RNA. It is a transcript of the gene Bruce, whose product is annotated as baculoviral IAP repeat-containing protein 6. The transcript is spliced from 33 exons. Gene Ontology annotation, cellular component: nucleus. The record is from RefSeq and is a predicted model, not a curated record. Gene Ontology annotation, biological process: negative regulation of apoptotic process; apoptotic process; regulation of cytokinesis. The coding region runs from base 158 to 15118 and encodes 4986 amino acids. Gene Ontology annotation, molecular function: cysteine-type endopeptidase inhibitor activity; ubiquitin conjugating enzyme activity. NCBI's taxonomy places the organism in Eukaryota, Metazoa, Arthropoda, Insecta, Diptera, Drosophilidae.